CGGAAUAUUGCCUUAUGCUCAUUUGUGCAGAAUUUGUAAAUUUUUGGUUCAUUUUGGUGAUUUAUCAUUAAAUUAGUAAUUUUAAUUGCUUUCGGAAAGAUGUUCUAAGGAUUAAUUGGAUAUUUGGACGCAAUGUCUGUCGAUAUUCGUCGACUUUCUUUACCUGUCAUCGAAUAUCUGAAGCGUCCGACCUUGUACUCUUUGCGGAAAAUUGACGAUGAGCCUCAGAAGUGUUCCCUGCCGAAUAUUCCUGAAAUCACAGAAAAAGAGAUCCGGGAAGCUCUCAUGACGGAAGUGAUGUCUCACUGGUGUUACGGCAAAGCGCCUGCUAGAGAACUUACCAUCGUUGAUGUUAAGCAUUCCAUCUCGUUUCAGUAUUUGCUAGAAACUUUCACUGAAAGAAGAGCUACAUGUGAAAUAACAGAACCUUAUACAGGUGGUCCAUGGGAAAAAGAUGAGGACGGAGACCCUCCAGAUAUUUAUGAUGUCCCUGCAACACCUCCAGAAUAUUUCAAGAGCUACGUCUACCACCAGGAACUUCCGUGCUCAACGGAAGUUUUCGAUUGCGAAGAAUGCGAUGGUGAAGGUUCUUACGAAUGUCCCACAUGUUUUGGACAAGGAUGGGAGUUUUGUGUGUAUUGCAGAGGUAACAAGUGGAAUCCUUUAUAUGUUGAUGGCGGUGAUUUUGAUUGCAUAAAAUGCGAUGGCUCUGGUGAAAGAACGUGCUGGGAUUGUAAUGGAGACGAGGAUGUUGAUUGCAAAGUUUGCGGCGGAGCAGGUGAAAUGAAAACUUAUACGCGACUCCUAGUGAUUUGGUGUAAUCACGUAGAUGAUUAUAUUGUAGAAAAAGGCUCGGCCCUCAAAGGACAUCGGCUACGAUUGGCCACAGGAAUAAAUGUUUGUGAAGAGGAAGACCUCACUAUUAUAGAAUGUCAAAAUAUCAAGAUGGAGACAGGAAUGCGGUUGAAGAAAUGGGGAAAAUACUUUUCCAACUUGUUGAUGCCUUUGACGCAUUUCCCGAUUACAGCUGUGAGCAUGGCUUCUGUCGAGCUAAUAAAACGCCACGCCAAGAAAUACAAGGAUGAAAAAGUUUUGAAGCAGCGGCAUAGAGUCUUCAUCAUACCAGUAGCUACUGUACGCUACCAGUGGAAGAAACACGAAGGCACCUUCUACGUGUACGGAAACGAAAGAUUGGUACAUUUUCCAGAUUAUCCACAGAAAUGCUGCUGCUGUACGCUCAUUUGAAGAAACAUUUAAGUGUUUAUUGCAAUAUUAAGAAAAAUAUAAUCAGAAAAUAACUGCGUUAACUUUAUGGUGAUCAGAAAAUUGAAUGUUUCUGUGAAUUCAAAAUGCCAAAAAUUCAACCACAAUUUGCUUUAUUUGCUGUCUUAUGUGAGCACUUGUGGUUAGAAUAUCUGUAGAUGUUUUGUUAUCAUUUUUUUUCGUGAUUUUCAUUGUCAUAGUUUUUCUUCUAAA
Molecule: messenger RNA, 1476 nt
Organism: Argiope bruennichi
Lineage: Eukaryota; Metazoa; Arthropoda; Arachnida; Araneae; Araneidae
Product: protein SSUH2 homolog
Exons: 11
Coding region: 133-1245 (370 amino acids)
Source: RefSeq, a predicted model, not a curated record